AUGGCCAAAACUUUUUCUGUUGAGCCAUUUGAGAAUAUUGUUACUAAAAUUCUAGAUAAGUCAAAUGAAAACCUGGUUAGGGUGAUAGCACUAUCCGACGGCAACCUUGAAAAAAUAUUUGAGAAGUUCGACUCGAGUCUUACAACAGUCAUCGAAAGGUCAAACGAAGACUUGCGCAAAUCAUUGGCUCAUUCUGAAGGAUUAAUGAGCAAACUCUUCGAAUCAACGUUACUUCGAAUGGAGGCCCUCGGCAAUAGUUUUGAGCGAGCGGUCCGAAGCAUGUCAGAUGCAGUGACGGAUUCGAUGAAUCAGCUCCACACAGCCAUGUCCACAUUGGGCACCAAUAUUGCCCAAUGUCAAAUUCAGAUACUGAAGAUCAACGAAACGCCAAUGAUUGAGCAAAUGACAAAGACUCUGUGA
Molecule: messenger RNA, 420 nt
Organism: Helobdella robusta
Lineage: Eukaryota; Metazoa; Annelida; Clitellata; Rhynchobdellida; Glossiphoniidae
Exons: 1
Coding region: 1-420 (139 amino acids)
Source: RefSeq, a predicted model, not a curated record